UACCACCAUCUGGCGGUCUGGAUUUGUGAAGACUGUUUGGUGGAGGUGGGGUGAAUCAGCAUGUCUUUCCGAGACUUGAGAAACUUCACAGAGAUGAUGCGAGCCCUUGGCUACCCACGUCUCAUCUCGAUGGAGAACUUUCGUACGCCCAACUUCCCGUUAGUGGCAGAGAUCCUGAUUUGGCUGGUGAAGAGGUAUGAGCCCCAGAUGGACAUUCCCAGUGACAUAGAGACGGCAUCAGAUCGAGUGUUCUUCAUCAAAGCUGUCGCUCAGUUUAUGGCAACCAAAGCCCACAUUAAGGUGAACACAAAGCGGCUGUACCAAGCAGAUGGUUAUGCUGUCAAAGAACUGCUGAAAAUCACAGCCCUGCUCUACAACGCCACCAAGACCAACGAGGGUUUCCACAGCGACACGCCUGAUGACAACAGCAAAUUCAAAUUUGACCUGGGCUCUAAAAUAGCGGAUCUGAAGGCAGCGCGUCAGUUGGGCUCUGAGAUCACAGCCAAAGGGGCGUGUCUGUACGAUCUGCUGGGACGGGAAGAGGACCUGAGAGAGAGCAGGAUGGCGGCCAUCGCUCGGCCUCUGGAGAUAACUGAGACAGAGAAAACUCUGAGAGCAGCCGUCAAACAUAUAAUGGAGAGUGCCCAGAGGACCAGGGAGUUGCUGAAUAAUGUGUCGUCUGAUGAGUCAAGUCUUGAGGCAAAAAUACAGAAGAAAAAACAAGAAUUAGACCGAAACCAAAAACGGCUUCAAACUCUACAGAGCGUACGCCCUGCCUUUAUGGAUGAGUACGAGAGGAUUGAGGAGGAGUUGCAGAGACAGUAUGAGACAUAUGUGGAGAAAUUCCGUAACCUGAGCUUCCUGGAGCAGCAGCUGGAGGAAUACCAUCGUCUGGAGCAGGAGCGAUUUGAGGAAACAGAAAACAGCCUGAAAAUGAUGCAACACAAACUCAGAGAAGAGGAGAGAAGGCUUAUGAGGACAGGGGCAAGGGACGAUGACUCCGAUAUGGACAUUCCUGAUGACGAGGGUUCAGACACUGAUAUGGAGGAGGGCCGGCCCCUUAAACCACGCCCAUCAAACCACACCCAUAUGCCUGGGAGAGGGAGAGGACGUCUCAUUGGCACCAUGCAGGGAGGAGACAGUGAAGAGUCCAGGGUCAAUCAGUCUCUCUCUGUCCCCACCAGGAGACGGAGGAAAGGAAAGCAGUCUGAGGACAGUGAGAUAGACGUGGAUGAUGAUGAAGAGGAUGAUGAUGAGGAGGAGGACGGAGGUGAAGGGGAGGAGAAUGAGGAUGUGGAUGAGGACAAUGACAGUCUGGAAGAUUCCGUCUCCAAACCCAGCCGACCCACCAGAGGCAUGCGCCCCCACAUACUGGAGGAGAGUGACAAUGACUUCUAA
Molecule: messenger RNA, 1398 nt
Organism: Chanos chanos (milkfish)
Lineage: Eukaryota; Metazoa; Chordata; Actinopteri; Gonorynchiformes; Chanidae
Gene: ift38
Product: clusterin associated protein 1
Exons: 13
Coding region: 61-1398 (445 amino acids)
Biological process (GO): cilium assembly
Cellular component (GO): microtubule organizing center; intraciliary transport particle B; cilium
Source: RefSeq, a predicted model, not a curated record